Molecule: messenger RNA, 663 nt
Organism: Oncorhynchus masou masou (cherry salmon)
Lineage: Eukaryota; Metazoa; Chordata; Actinopteri; Salmoniformes; Salmonidae
Exons: 1
Source: RefSeq, a predicted model, not a curated record
AGUAAUAGUGGUGGUAGUAGUAGUAAUAGUAGUGGUAGUAGUAGUAGUAGUAAUAGUAGUGGUAGUAGUAGUAGUAAUAGUGGUAGUAGUAGUAGUAAUAGUGGUAGUAGUAGUAGUAAUAGUGGUAGUAGUAGUAGUAAUAGUAGUGGUAGUAGUAGUAGUAACAGUAGUGGUAAUAGUAGUAGUAGUGGUAGUAGUGGUAAUAGUAGUGGUAGUAGUAGUAAUAGUAGUGGUAGUAGUAGUAAUAGUAGUGGUAAUAGUAGUGGUAGUAGUAGUAGUAGUAGUAGUAGUAAUAGUAGUGGUAAUAGUAGUAGUAGUAGUAGAGGUAGUAGUAGUAAUAGUAGUGGUAGUAGUGGUAAUAGUAGUAGUAGUAGUAGUAGUAGAAGUAGUAGUAGUAGUAGUGGUAGUAGUAGUAGUAGUAGUAAUAGUAGUGGUAGUAGUAGUAAUAGUAGUGGUAGUAGUAGUGGUCGUAGUAGUAGUAGUAGUAGUAAUAGUAGUAGCAGUGGUAGUAAUAGUAGUAGUAAUAGUAGUAGUAGUAGUAGUGGUAGUAAUAGUAGUGGUAGUAAUAGUAAUAGUAGUGGUAGUAGUAGUAAUAGUAGUGGUAGUAGUAGUGGUAAUAGUAGUGGUAGUAGUAGUAAUAGUAGUGGUAGUAAUAGUAGUAGU